This is a messenger RNA of Blepharisma stoltei, 1338 nucleotides long. Lineage: Eukaryota; Ciliophora; Heterotrichea; Heterotrichida; Blepharismidae. The record is from the annotation of a GenBank genome assembly.
AUGCUCGAUUUUUCAAAUGCAUUUAAUACUCUACCAACAAGUGAAAGCUUGGCACAAAGAAAAGCAACCAAAAUGAGCUUUAUUAAGAAGGAAAACGAAGAGUUAAAGAGAUAUGCUUCGGAAGUAAAAAGUUCUUUGAUGAACUAUAAAGGGAUUAUUUCUGAGCUAAUAUCUGAAAAAAGCUGCGUUGAGAAUAGCAACAGGGAUGAGACUCAAUCUAUAAUUUCCAAUAGGAUCAGUGAUAUGCUUUUAUCAGAAAAAAAAGAGCUUGAGAAGAGGAUCAGAAAAGCCAGAAAAGAUAUAUUUGAGUCUCUAGAAAGAGCAAAAGAAAGUGAAAAAAUGGCAAAUUAUUGACUAAAAAAAGAAGAAAACUUGGUUCGAAGCUAUGAAAUUAAGAUAAAAGGAUGCUUGGCUGUGUCUAUCGAAAAAGAAAAAAUCAUUGAGCAAGAAGUGACUAACUCCCCUCUCCAUUUUAAUAUAAAAAUUUUGAAAUAUAAGUAAAAUUAGUAUAAUGAAAUUCCCUUAUAAUUCUGUUUAAUUUUAAUAGCUUGCAUUUUAAAGCAUAAAUUUUACAAAUUAAAUUAUUAUUUACUUUCCAAUUUUGAAAGACAAAAUAAUCCCCACCAUAGAGAACAAAAUUUGUUUUUCACUCACAGAGGGGGUAAGAGAAAUGAAAUGGAAAGAAAUUUAAACGAGUUCUUCGCAAUGAGAGAAAAUGAAAUAACAAAAGAGGAGCAAUGUGCUUUAUUAUUAAGAAAGCGUGAAGGAUACUGUAAAAUAAUCAAUCAAUUAAAUAAAAACUAUGAAAAGGUAAAAUUAGACUGCGAGGCUUUAGAGAAGAGAAAUGAAAGGCUGUAUGAAGAGUAUAAAGACAUGAAAAAUUUAUUAACUUCUAAAAGUAUCAUUUUAAUAUCUCAAUACUCAACCCAGCUGCAAAAAGACUUCCAAAAAUGUAAAAAUUUGAAUUUAGAGCAAACAGUCUGCAAUGAGAAAGCUAGGGAAGAGCCAGAACUAAACUAUGAGCAAGAACUCAAAAACAAAUUAAAAAUUCUAGGUAAAAAAUUGCUGCGUCACCAAUUAAAACUCCAAUCUGUUUCAGAAGAAAUUUCAAGGCAGCAAGUAAAAAGAUCAGAGCUUUUAACUGACCAAAAGCAUUUGCAAGAAAUAUCAUCAGCAUAUAUAUCCGAGAUUUCUUAUUACUCAGAUGCUGAUAAAGAAAACCAAUAUCCUCUUUCACCUUCGUCAAAAAUGAAUCCUGAGAGUUUCCAAAACGAUGACAUUGAGAAAACAUGUAAUGGUCAAAGCAUUCUUGCUGAACUUGGAGAAAUAUCAAUUUAA